AUGGAAAUCAAUUAUAAUUUAUUAUCACCUCCAUCUCUACAAUUAAAUAAUACAAAUGAACGUAGAACAUCUUCAAUAAAUAAUAGUGUGGUUGGUCCAAUUAGAUCACAUCAAAACAAUCAUAUCAAUAAUCACAACAAUAGAAAUUCCUAUUUAUAUUUAUCCUCAUAUAUUCCAUAUGGAAUGAUAAAUUCUGGGCUUAUUGCAACUAGUCCAUCGUCAUCAUCCUCCUCCUCCUCCUCUUUGGGAAUCAAAAAAUAUAGUUCGCUGAGAUCCACUAGCGGCCAAUCUAGUGAAGUGACAACUCCAGAGAUGUGUUCACAGAAAUACAAUGAUCUCUUCAGUGUUGUGCAUUGUAGAACUGAGGAAUUCGAAAGAAUCAAAACAUCUCUGAGUAGCAUGGCUAUCAAGAUCAAAAGCAAUGACCUCUGGCAAGAUGACAUCGAUGAUGACAAUCUCAUUUCAUUGGCUUCAAUGUAUUGCAAAGGAAAAUGGAAAACCAUUGGAAAAUCACUAUUGAAAAACAAAAGAUAUAAUAGAGGAUAA
Heterostelium album PN500 is the source of this 546-nucleotide messenger RNA. RefSeq lists its product as uncharacterized. Bases 1 to 546 code for a protein of 181 amino acids. NCBI's taxonomy places the organism in Eukaryota, Evosea, Eumycetozoa, Acytosteliales, Acytosteliaceae. The record is from RefSeq and is a predicted model, not a curated record. The transcript has a single exon.